Sphenostylis stenocarpa is the source of this 1140-nucleotide messenger RNA. The record is from the annotation of a GenBank genome assembly. Lineage: Eukaryota; Viridiplantae; Streptophyta; Magnoliopsida; Fabales; Fabaceae.
AUGUCUCAGAACAAGAAUGUUUCUUUUGAGCGGAGUGUCCCACAACAACCUCGUCCUUCCAAUGUAUACGUGGGAGUGGGAGGUUCAGACAGCCUCUGCAUAAACCCCAAGCGAGAUCACAAGUCUGAAAACUAUGAAGACCUUCAAUUGGAGUUCAACCCUCUUGUCUUUAGCUCUCUGGAACAGUAUUUGCCUCCCCAUAUGCUCCACCUCUCACGCGAGGUUAAGGUUCAGUACAUGAGGAACAUUUUGCUUCGCUAUUUGCCCGAGAGUGAGCGCAUUCGGAUUCAAAAGCACAAGGAGUACAGGCAAAAGAUCAUGUUGAACUAUCCACCACUGCACAAGGAGAUAUAUAGUAUGGAUGCUGAGAAAUUUUUCACACCAUCAUUUCUCAGAGCGAUUAAAGAAAAUACAGAAGAGAGUUUUAGAAGUAUUAUGGCAGAACCUUGUAAAGGAAUUUAUACAUUUGAAAUGCUUCAACCACGAUUUUGUGAGAUGCUAGUAGCCGAGGUGGAUCAUUUUGAAAGAUGGGUUCAUGCUACCAAAUUCAGAAUCAUGCGACCUAAUAUAAUGAAUCAAUAUGGUGCCGUUCUUGAUGAUUUUGGCCUGGAAGCCAUGCUUGACAGAUUGAUGAAUGAUUUCAUACGUCCUCUGUCUCGAGUUUUCUACUCUGAAAUUGGUGGAUCAUCGCUGGAUUCUCAUCAUGGGUUUGUUGUUGAAUAUGGAAUCAACAGGGAUGUGGAACUUGGCUUCCAUGUGGACGAUUCAGAAGUUUCCUUAAAUAUUUGCUUGGGAGGAGAAUUUUCUGGCGGAGAACUGUUCUUCCGGGGUGUUCGAUGUGAUGAACAUGUAAAUUCAGAUAUCCAACCAGGGGAGAUCUUCGAUUAUUACCAUGUUCCAGGGCAUGCAAUUCUUCAUCCGGGUCGUCAUCGGCAUGGCGCUAGACCUACAACAUCUGGGAAUCGGAUAAACUUAAUUCUCUGGUGUAGAAGUUCGGCUUUUAGAGAGUUGAAGAAAUAUCGGAGAGAUUUUUCUAGCUGGUGUGAAGAAUGCAAACGCAAGAAAAAGGAGAAAGAGCGCCUGUUAGUUAUGGUCACCCAACAGGAAUUAAUGAAGAGGGAAAUGCAAUCGGCCUCCUGA